This is a messenger RNA of Limulus polyphemus (Atlantic horseshoe crab), 1447 nucleotides long. Its product is annotated as inaD-like protein. The coding region runs from base 1 to 1083 and encodes 360 amino acids. The record is from RefSeq and is a predicted model, not a curated record. Lineage: Eukaryota; Metazoa; Arthropoda; Merostomata; Xiphosura; Limulidae. The transcript is spliced from 10 exons. Gene Ontology annotation, molecular function: protein binding.
AUGGACGUUAUCGGCGGGAAGGUGGACGAAAUUUUUGAAAUGUCCAUUGUCCCUGAAAAGCCACUGACAUCAGACAAUCGAUUAUCUCCAUGUCAUGCAACCCUGCCGAUACCAAUAUGUGGACCAAUAAGUAACAUACGGGACUUUGUGGAAACGACUAUAGUGCUGAAGAAGGACAAACAUGAGCUUGGAAUCAGUGUAGCUGGUGGGAAUGAUACUUAUUUAGAAUCGGUAUGUGUGACUAAAGUCCAUAAAGGUGGAGCAGCUUAUAAAGAUGGACGGCUCCAAGCCGGUGACCUUCUUCUAGCAGUGAAUGAAAUCCCCCUAUGGGGUCUUCCAGCUGCUGAAGCUCUUCGUUCUUUGAGAGAAGCGCCAUCUUUAGUAAGAUUGUUGGUUCUCAGGGAAAACCCACAAAAACUUUUCACCACAAAUAAAAGCAUAACCAAAUUCAUUACAGAGGAGCUCCGAAAGUCCAGUGUCACCGAAAGGUUAGGUCUUAGCAUGAUGCAGCGAGCAAAUGGCCAAGGGGUUUUUAUUACAUAUGUGCAGCCUGGAAGUAUCGCAGCACGUCACGGUCGCAGAAUUCUCCAAGGAGACCAAAUUUUGGAAAUUAACGGACACAACGUCAGAGAAAGUAACCAAAAAAAUGUGGCAGACAUUCUAAAGAACACUGACGGAGCCAUUGUUCUCCUGCUUGGACGAGUGCCCUCACUAACGGGAACCAUUCAAGAAUGGGCCCGCACUAAACUUCGAAACCGCACUUCCACGUGGUCAGCUUACUCGGAUGCUACGAAAGAAAAACUUCAAGCUCAGCGACCAAGCCUUCCCGUGGGCCAUCAACACACCACCGCGGGCUUUCCAAGCUAUCCCCCCUCUGCGAGCCCGUCUCGAGAGGUUAGUCCCAGUGCCAGCUCCCGACGGUUAAGGCUCAGCAUAGUUACAGAGAACAAACAUGGUCUAGUAGGUGUAAACUGCUUAAAUAGAAGAAAUAAUGACGACAUGGACUUCCACGAACCCGAAGACCUAGUUGACAAUGGCGCAGACCACCCACUUCUUCCUAGUAUAAAAAUCACCAGCUUUUAAACUAGUCCUGACAAAGGUACCUGUACCUCUUUAAGGAUAAUUUUACCUCUGACUCUGAGUAUUAACUAUUCCAACUGAUAUGCCUUGAGGCAGUGACUUUUGUGCUGCGAGCCUUUCUCAAAUACAGGGAGUCGAGUCCAAGAACUGUUCAACUGACUUGAAAAUGUCUCGUGUGAUUUGUCUGCUACAACUGCUGAUGUCACCAAAAUAUUCCAAAACUAGCGGGAAAUCUGCAGUGGCAAAGCCUUUGAAGCUUGCGUUCUGUCACACUGUUAAAUCCUGCUUCUUCACCUACCUCCUCGCAAAGUUACAGAUUUACAGGUUUAACCAAGCUCGUGGUGCAUAUCGCUUGAAAACCUAAUAA